Messenger RNA from Heterostelium album PN500, 1050 nucleotides. RefSeq lists its product as uncharacterized. The record is from RefSeq and is a predicted model, not a curated record. The coding region runs from base 1 to 1050 and encodes 349 amino acids. The transcript is spliced from 2 exons. Lineage: Eukaryota; Evosea; Eumycetozoa; Acytosteliales; Acytosteliaceae.
AUGGGAAAAGCUACAUCUUCACCCUCGCAUCAUGAAAAACAAAUUAAUACAAUAGGAUAUUCUUAUGCUGGAGUGUGGCCAUUGGCAAUCUUUGAAGGAAACUAUGAAUUGGCUGAAUUCAUUUACAAUCAUAUAAGAAAGAGUCCCAUUGACUUCUUUUUUAGUCUUCGUCUCAUUUCGUUGUAUUUUGAAACUUUUGAGGCGGUUGUCAAACAGAAUAGAAUCGAUCAUAUCAAGGUCAUGGAUAGAGAUUAUAAGUUGAAUCUUCGGUGGGAAAGGGUGCAGAAAUAUCCUUUAUCGCAAUCGGUUAAAUCAAUUGGCAUCGUGGCAAAGCAUGGAUUCGUUGAAGGUAUCGAUUACUUUCUAACAACCUAUGAAUAUGUAGAUAUUACGUUCGCAUUGCGCAAGGCUAUAGAAUUCAGACAUCUCGAUGUGUUUCGAAUCAUAUGCGAGAAGAUACCGACAAGCAUAUGGAAUUUCAAUGAAAUACUUCAAAAAGCCGCUUUCACUGGACAAAGAGAAAUGGUUGAAUGUCUAUUGGAUCAUGGAAUACCUUUAUAUCGUUAUGGACGUGAUAUAAUUAGAUGCAAUGACAUAGAGAUCUACAAAUUACUUUAUUUGUAUAGAAUAAGCGAGUUUAAAGUAGAAAUUCUACACAAUAUUUUAAGUAAUAGAGUUAGUUUGCCUCUCAUAGAGUUCAUGUAUGAGAAUAGAUCAGACAAAUCAGUAGAUCCUUUUCGAUACUAUCCGGUAGAUCUAUUCUAUAUUAUAAUUGAACAAGACUCUUUCGAUAAGUUACAAUUCUUCAUAAAAGUACGAGAGAGUGUAUGUUAUUAUACAUUGAUAAUCACUGCUGUAAGGUUCAAGAGAAGUGAUAUGCUACGUUUUAUAAUCACUUCAAGAAAUAACGAAAAUAGAAAAAGAUAUCGAAAUAUCGAAACAGCAGAACGUCUUCAAAACAGAGCAAUCUCUUCACUCCAACAAUAUGGUAGAUGCGAUACCCUAGUUGAAGAAAUAACGAAUGACAUUCUAAAUGUUAAACUAUCAUAA